Molecule: messenger RNA, 912 nt
Organism: Cucurbitaria berberidis CBS 394.84
Lineage: Eukaryota; Fungi; Ascomycota; Dothideomycetes; Pleosporales; Cucurbitariaceae
Exons: 4
Coding region: 1-912 (303 amino acids)
Source: RefSeq, a predicted model, not a curated record
AUGGACAGAAUGGACACCACCUUUUCGCCUGUAAUCAUAUUUCGCCUGCCCACAAGCAUCAUCGGCCAUCUUACAAGCAUCGCUCUCGCUACAUCAAACCGAUCUACCAUUAUACAUGAGCCAGUCGUUGCUUCGACUCUCACUGCCCUUUUCAACAUCUACAUUCUGAUCAGAGGAUCCUUCCUACUGAUCUCUGGCUCCGAACUACGAGAUCCUUUCCACAUGCCUCGACAGUCUAAUACCGGAUUCGAUGUCGCCAAAUCACCUCCCUGGCGCGAGGAUGGUCCCAAUCCCGAGCCAGACCCAACUGUGGAUUCUCCCUCAGCACCGCCGAUUAUGAUCCUUUCCCGAUCCGGCGACUCGCUAGCUGCGCCUUACUUUCAGGUACCGGACCCUGCAGCAAAUAUUCAGCCACAAACACCUACGUCAUCUUCAUGUCAAGACACGUCUACGACACCACGAUACGAUCUUCGAAAGCGAGACAAGGUUACUAGAAAGAGAGGACCUGAUAAUCCUGGCCCUGAGCCCCAUCCCGCACCACCAGUAAUCAUCCUCUCCUACAACAAACGUCGUGCAUCCGCCUCGCCUCCACGUUCUACAUCUCCGCCAUCCACUGCUCACACCUCCUCUGACAACUCUACUUCUGCCACCGCCGGGGCUACAAAUACCUCUACGCCCACAGCACACAAGCGCACAAUGGGCUCUCGCGGCAGCAAACUCGCGCCCUCGCACGGCAAAUUGCAGCCCUCGCUAGAGCGCCAGGAUAAAGCGGAGAUGAAGGAGCCGAGCAACUACUACUCACAUCGGAGUAAGAGUAUGAGGCGGAAGGCGGGCAAGGCUGAGGGCGGCGUGGAUGCCGGUGGUGCUGUGGGAGGAACGGCGGGCGGGGCGGGCGGGGCUGGAAUAGCGUAA